GGGGCUCAGGGCCGGCAGCUGGACUGGAGUUGGACCAUGACGAAGGCGAGGAGGACGACGACGACGACGACGAGGAGUCGGAGCCGCUCCUGGGCGCGGCGGCCUCGGGCUGGAGCCGCAGGAGCCGGGAGAGCCGCAGCGCCGCAGCACAUACAGGAAAUGUUGGAAGUACUGCAGAGAUGAAUUUCUUUUUGGAUGAUCCUGAAUUUGCUGAAAUCAUGCAGCGAGUAGAACAAGCCAUAGAAUGUGGAGUCUUUCCCGAAAGAAUUUCCCAGGGAUCCAGUGGGAGCUACUUUGUCAAAGAUUCAAAGAGAAAAACUAUUGGAGUGUUUAAACCAAAAUCUGAAGAGCCUUAUGGUCACCUAAACCCAAAAUGGACCAAAUAUUUUCACAAAAUCUGUUGCCCCUGCUGUUUUGGUAGAGGCUGUCUUGUUCCGAAUCAGGGAUACCUUUCUGAAAGUGGUGCCUAUCUUGUAGACAGUAAACUGGGAUUAGGAGUAGUACCUAAAACAAAGAUUGUCUGGAUUGUUAGUGAGACCUUCAACUACACUGCAAUAGAUCGUGCAAAAUCAAGAGGGAAAAAAUAUGCUUUAGAAAAAGUGCCUAAAGUUGGCAAAAAAUUUCAUCGAAUAGGACUACCUCCUAAGGUUGGCUCCUUUCAGCUGUUUGUUGAAGGCUACAAAGAAGCUGACUAUUGGCUCAGGAAAUUUGAAACGGACCCUUUGCCUGAGAAUACAAGGAAACAAUUUCAGUCUCAGUUUGAAAAAUUGGUUGUGCUUGAUUAUGUCAUCAGAAACACUGACAGAGGCAAUGACAAUUGGUUAGUCAGAUAUGAAAAGCAGAAUGAUGAGAUUGACCUUUCUGAUAAGGAUAUCCAGUGGCUUAAUGAAAAAGAGCCUAUUAUUAAAAUAGCAGCAAUUGAUAACGGUCUAGCUUUUCCUUUCAAACAUCCUGAUGAAUGGAGGGCAUAUCCAUUUCAUUGGGCUUGGCUUCCACAAGCAAAGGCUCCUUUUUCUCAAGAGACAAUAGAUUUGAUUCUUCCGCGGAUUUCUGACAUGAACUUUGUACAGGACCUUUGUGAAGAUCUUUAUGAACUGUUUAAGACCGACAAGGGUUUUGACAAGGCUACUUUUGAAAAUCAAAUGUCUGUGAUGAGAGGACAGAUACUUAACCUUACUCAGGCAUUAAAGGAUGAAAAAAGUCCUCUUCAGCUCGUCCAGAUGCCCCGUGUAAUUAUGGAGAGAAGUCAUGGUGGAAAUCAAGGACGACUUGUUCACCUGAGCAAUGCAUUUACACAGACUUUUCAUAGCCGGAAGCCUUUUUUUUCCUCCUGGUAGAGACGAUUAUAUGUCUUCAAUUUAGCAAGACUUUCCACUGUGUAAAGGGUUCAGAAUAAUGCAAUUCUGCUGUACACAGACUGCUGGACUGCCAAAAUCUCAGAACUUAAGUUUUGUAUUUUGAAUGUAAUAAGUUUACAGUUUGUUUAAAAUUGUGAAAUUUUACAUCAGGGAAAUGAGGAGCUUGUCCUAUACUGUAUUUUUAUAGACAGUUUAAUGUUUUCUGUAUUUAAUAUUAAAAGGGAAAAAUAAAGUUUACAGAUGCCAAAGACUACUUUUGAUUAAAUUGUACGAAGGAAGUGUUUUGUUGCAUACAAAUGUCAAAAAUCAUGUCUAAUUUUGUGAGAGAUUAAGCACUGCCUUUUCAUUCCUCUACUGUAAGAAAGCUGCUUGAAAUUCUCCCUUAAUAACAAUUAUCAAAUUGUUACAUGGGUUCUUACUGAUUUAUGGACUCAAAAUAUUACAGACUUGUCUCUUGAUCAAGUUACCACUGGGAUCUGGGACCAAUAUUAUUGUAUCUGCUUUUAGAAAAUGCAGGCAUGAAAAAGGACUAAGUUAAUGCCACAAUGCCAGAGGAAACCCUCCUGCAUCAAAAAUUUUGCUUGAGGGCAGGGAUGGAAGCACGUCUCAACCUAUGCCUCUCACCACUACAUUAGCAAAGUGAAAUAUAUGUGUAGCUUUUAUCCCUGCUGAAAAAGGGGUAGAUGGAAUGUUCAAUUAGGUCCAAUGAAUAUAUGUGUAGGUUCUGGGUUAUCCCUUGGAGGUAGAUGUAAAUUGAGGAAAUGCUGGUGCUCCCUCCGUUAUUCCUCGCCUCGCUACAUUCUUUCUCUCUCCUUGAUAUUUAAAAACAACUUUAUGGAGAAGGGAAGAUGAAGGCACGUUUAAUGACCUUCUGGUUAUUGAGACUUAAAGUAUGCCAAAGAUGUGUGUUUUUGUUGUGGACCGUGUUUGGGAUUAGCGUAACAAUACCAAGAAUUCACAAAGCUUGGCUUUUGGGGAGCUGUCUGCCAAUAUGGUGUAUGCUUUGGCCUUGAUAUUUUGUGGUUCAUUUGUAAGAAUGAUGUAUGUGAAAAUUAAUAUAUUUUCUUUAAAUAGAUCAACAGUUUCAUUAAAAUAAUAUAUUUGUUUUUUAAAAAACAAAAACCUGCCAAUUAAAUUUGUGAACUGACAUCAAAAUGGAUACCUUCCAUUACUGAUGGUAUAUUUCUGCCCCCACCCCCCAUAUUGGUAUCCUAGACACCCAAAUGUGCUGUGAAUUAGAAAUGGAUCCCUAUCCAUUUUAUUAUUAUGAGACAUGUCAGCAACCCUAAGCUAUUUUCUUGGCUUCAAACAUUAAUUGCAGAGAAAUCUAUAGAUUUCUAUAAGUUGGUAAUACCUGUUCUAAAUUCAGUGUUACGCUUAAAUGAGAGGAUCUCAUAUACUGUCUGUAGCAAAGAUUGCUGUUAUGAAAGUUGUAUGUUUGGUACUUCCAGAAAUGCUGUGUCUUGCUGCUGAGCAAUAUUCCUGAAGUCCCCUUUUUUAAAAAAAGAAAAGGGGGUGGGGUGUUGGUAAAACAAUGUAGCAUGUUGGAACAAUUCACUUGGUAUACUAAAAUGUAUAAGCCUUAAAAUACAAAACUCACUGUACUGUAGGAUUAGAAGACAGUCAUGUUUAUGAACUUAUGGUGGCUUCAGUUUUUAUCAACUCCCGUAAAUUUUAAAAGGAUGUAUAAGAUGACCAGACUUUGCUGUCUAAACCCAAUAAAGACAUGGUCUAAAUUA
Elgaria multicarinata webbii is the source of this 3097-nucleotide messenger RNA. RefSeq names its product phosphatidylinositol 4-kinase type 2 beta (gene PI4K2B). The transcript has 10 exons. Gene Ontology annotation, cellular component: endosome; trans-Golgi network; lysosomal membrane. Gene Ontology annotation, biological process: Golgi organization; phosphatidylinositol phosphate biosynthetic process; endosome organization. Gene Ontology annotation, molecular function: 1-phosphatidylinositol 4-kinase activity. NCBI's taxonomy places the organism in Eukaryota, Metazoa, Chordata, Lepidosauria, Squamata, Anguidae. The record is from RefSeq and is a predicted model, not a curated record. The coding region runs from base 180 to 1337 and encodes 385 amino acids.